Messenger RNA from Nelumbo nucifera (sacred lotus), 1837 nucleotides. Its product is annotated as wax ester synthase/diacylglycerol acyltransferase 11-like. NCBI's taxonomy places the organism in Eukaryota, Viridiplantae, Streptophyta, Magnoliopsida, Proteales, Nelumbonaceae. Gene Ontology annotation, biological process: triglyceride biosynthetic process. Gene Ontology annotation, cellular component: plasma membrane. The record is from RefSeq and is a predicted model, not a curated record. Gene Ontology annotation, molecular function: diacylglycerol O-acyltransferase activity.
CCACUUGAUUAUUGCACGUUUGGAGGGCAUUUUUGCAAGCUCAACCCUAUACGAGCGGUGCUCGGUCGGUCUCUCUCUGUGCUUGUUAGCUUUGCGCCUUUGCGCCUUUGCGCCACAGGGGAAAACAGAAUCGAGUGAAGUUUUGAGGCCUCCGGCAGUCUUCCGGUUCCAUUACUUUACCCAUCUCAAAGCCAUGGAUUUGUGCGGAGGGAUCAGAUCAAGAAGGGUAGCAUUAAAAGCUAUUGUCACACAGAAAACAGGAGGAGGAGGAACAGAGAUGUCGUACGGCGAGACAACGGACGAGCAACCGCUAAGUCCAGCCGCCCGUAUUUUUCGCGAGCCUAACUUUAACUGCUACAUCAUUGCGAUCAUGGGCUGCAAGACAAAAAUUGAUCCCGACGUUAUCAAGGCUGGUUUGGAGACUACCCUGCUGAAGCACCCUCGUUUCUCCAGUAUUCAGCAGGUGGCCAGCGAGGGCAAAAGUGGGGAGAUGAAUUGGGUUCGAACCAAGGUGGAUCUGGACAACCACGUUAUCGUUCCAGAGCUGGACCCAAACAUGGAGUCGCUCGACCAGUUCCUAGAAGAUUAUGUCUCCGAUCUUACCAGAACUGCUAUCGACAUGUCAAAGCCGCUUUGGGAACUCCAUCUCCUCAACGUGAAAACCUCCGAGGCGGAGGCAGUGGGCGUUUUUCGGAUCCACCACUCCCUUGGCGAUGGCAUGUCCCUCAUAUCUCUGCUGCUUGCGUGCACCCGUAAGAGCUCCGAUGGAGGAGCAUUGCCGACGAUUCCGGUACAGAAAAGAGCGGCUACAGGGACCUCCGGCUCGUGGUUCCUGUGGGUCCUCUCUUCGGUAUUGGCUGUUUUGCACUUGCUCUGGAAUUCGACGGUGGAUAUCUUCAAGUUCUUGGCGACGUCGGUGUUUAUCAAAGACACGGAUACGCCUCUUAAAGGUGGACGCGGCGUGGGAUUCACUCGCAAGCGAUUCGUGCAUCGGACUGUGAGUCUUGAUGAUAUCAAGUUAGUGAAGAAUGAGUUGAAAAUGACCAUAAACGAUGUUGUGCUAGGAGUAACACAAGGAGGACUUUCUCGCUAUCUCAACCGGAGAUAUGGUGAGAGUAAAAUGGAUGAGGAAGCAACAAGGAAGAGAAAUAAUCUUCCAAAACAUAUCCGCCUGAGAGCAGCUCUUCUUGUUAACAUAAGACCAUCUACAGGGAUCCAGGCUCUAGCUGACAUGAUGGAUAACAAGAGUGAAGCUAAGUGGGGCAAUUGGCUUGGCUACGUUCUCCUCCCCUUCAAGAUUGCCUUACAUGAUGAUCCAUUAGAUUAUGUCCGCGAAGCAAAAGCCACGAUCGAUCGAAAGAAGAUCUCUCUUGAAUCAAUGUUCACAUUCGUUUGUGCCACAAUAAUCGUCAAGUCCAUUGGCCAGAAGGCAGCUGCUCUUCUAUGCCACAGAAUUCUGUCAAACACAACAAUGUCCUACUCAAAUGUUGUUGGGCCAGUAGAAGAAAUCAGUUUUUGUGGGCAUCCAAUUGUUUACCUUGCUCCCAGUGUUUAUGGACACCCACAUGCCCUCACCAUUCAUUUCCAAAGUUACAUGGACAAAAUGACCAUUGUUCUAGCUGUUGAUCAAGAUGUGAUUCCUGAUCCUCAGAGGCUCUUGGGUGAUCUUGAAGAAUCUCUCAAGCUCAUUAAAAAUGUUGUCAUGUCAAGACGUUGAGACAUAUACCCACAGAUUUACACAUGCACAUGUCUCUUUGUACUUCAACAGGCCAAGUGACAGUCACUGUUUUCAUGCUCAUUAUUGUGCUUGCAGCUCCAGGCUUAUUUUCCCUUAUCA